Mucor mucedo is the source of this 449-nucleotide messenger RNA. RefSeq lists its product as uncharacterized. The coding region runs from base 92 to 352 and encodes 86 amino acids. The transcript has a single exon. NCBI's taxonomy places the organism in Eukaryota, Fungi, Mucoromycota, Mucoromycetes, Mucorales, Mucoraceae. The record is from RefSeq and is a predicted model, not a curated record.
ACACAUUCAGUCUCAAUAAAACACCUGAUUGGAAAGGCAAAAGAUUAAAACGUGAAAAUGACAGCGUAGGAGAGUCCAGCAACUCAACUAAAUGACAAAAGUCUACAGUCGAAAGGACCAAUUGCUGUUCACUGCAUUGAAAGAAGAAUAUAAUGAUAAUCUAUAUCACUGUAUAAAACAAUCUAUCGAGGCAAAGGAAGAUAUAGAAGAUCUCAAACGGUUCAUCAUAUCUUCAUCUCGAGUUUCAAAAGGUAUGGUCACUCGUGCGGAAAGAAGAAUUAAUGCUGAGGCUGCUGAAAUCGAGCAUUUGAUAGCCAGGAAGAAGAAAGAAAGGACAGGAUUCGAACGCUGAAUAGAUCUUGUAAACAACAACUUUGACAUUAUCGCUUCAAACAUCCGAAGAGACAUUAAAGGAAAAGAUUCUAGAAGUGGUACGGGUAGUGCUAGUC